This is a messenger RNA of Aspergillus homomorphus CBS 101889, 2630 nucleotides long. Its product is annotated as putative gamma-tubulin complex component GCP4. Gene Ontology annotation, molecular function: microtubule minus-end binding; gamma-tubulin binding. The transcript has 2 exons. The coding region runs from base 228 to 2630 and encodes 800 amino acids. Gene Ontology annotation, biological process: cytoplasmic microtubule organization; meiotic cell cycle; microtubule nucleation. Lineage: Eukaryota; Fungi; Ascomycota; Eurotiomycetes; Eurotiales; Aspergillaceae. Gene Ontology annotation, cellular component: spindle pole; equatorial microtubule organizing center; gamma-tubulin complex. The record is from RefSeq and is a predicted model, not a curated record.
AUACGUUCUAUGCCUGGCCUGUAUCACUACCUACCUCCGCAAAUCUCGCGCCGCGCCGCGCCGCGAUACUGAGCCAGACGCCAGCAAAGAAGCUCGCCUAUAGUCACGGCCUCAUGCCUGUGUCCUUACAUGUGUCGGUUUGAACUUCUGGGACGUUCAAUUCUCCACUUGCAACGUCAAAAGAAUAAACGAGAUAGCGAUAUCUCCCCGAGAGACCUACCCCCACAAUGCUCCACGAAAUCCUCCUCUGCCUCUCAGGCCAGCCAUCGCCUCUUUUCGAUACGCAAGAUGAAGGAUAUGCUCUUGCUGAGGAUACCUUCCCGCUCGUCUCUCCUUCGGAAAAAGCCCUCCUCGCCUCACUUGCCCAUUUGAGCCGUCUCCAUGCUGAAUUGCGACAGCACACGGCAACGAUAUCAGCCUCCCACGAAUCCGUCAUUUGUCGUGCAGUCUCCACUGCCAUCAGCUCACAACACCUUCGGGAGUUCCAGAAAAAGAUACUGGAGGUGGAGAAGGCAAUUCUGGUCGAGGACAGCGGGUAUGUUGGUGGUUACGGAAUUGUACCAUUGUCAACAAUAGUUGGGGAAUUCUCGCCCUGGACACGCCGACUAGAAUGGAUGCGAAAGGUUGUAAGGCAUAUACAGUUUGCAAACACGAAAGGAGAUGGCCCAACUUGCAGUAGCGCAGCCUUGAUUGACCACCUUCGAGCGGAGCUGCAGACGGGUUACGCCGAUGUGAGGGAGAUCGCACUGAGUCUGGUCAACACUGCUGAGACUGCUUGGGUCAGACAACUAUCAACGUGGUUACUCUACGGGAACCUUCCAAUUCUUGGGAGAUCUGACUUCUUUAUCCAAGAAGAGAAUACGGUUGGAAGUAGCCAGCUCUCAGAUGCGACAAAUUAUGGACUGCACUCGGAACUUCUACCGCAAUUUGUGCUACCCCAGACAGCGGCGUCUAUUCUGUUCAUUGGCAAGACGUUGAAUCUGAUCCGAGCGAAACGGAGUGCUUCGAGUGAAGUCAAUGCCAACGGUCUCUCAACGUCUCCAGUUACUCUACGCGAAGAGCAUAUUAAACAUCUUGCUGCGCUGAAGUCACCCAUGACAGCACCAAUGCUAUCAAGUGUUAUUGUUUCUAUAAGACUUUCCCUUUCCCAAAGCACACUUUCAACCCUCCUGCCGACAGCUAAGAUACUCGAGACAUUGUCUGUCUUACAUGGCUUUUUGCUCCUUGGACGCGGAGAAUUUGUGACAGCCCUCGUUUCACAUGCAGACUCUCGUCUACAUGAAAAGCGCCAGCGAAUCGUGACUUCAACAAUCAGGAAUAAGGCUUCUACUGAAAUCGGAAGCCCAUCAAUCACGGAGGCUGAUGUAAUGGCAACCCUGACCCAGACAUUGUCGGAGCUUUACUCUUUACAAGAUGAAGAAGAUCCCGCGGAUGAUCUUCUGGAUCUCGCGAAGGCAGUUCUCCGAUCAACGAUCAAUGGGCGCACAGGUGAUGAAGACGAGGCGCUGCCCCAAGUCGCGAAGAUAGCCUACUCAGAGACUAAAUUGUCCAACAUAGCAUUCGAUGACCUCCUGUUUCCGAUAGCAACGAGCCUUUCGGUGCAAGUCAACCCUCCUCUCGACUUGUUUCUUUCCACUUCUGAUGUCUUCGUGUAUUCGAAGAUCCACUCUUAUCUCUUAGGCAUCCGGCGUGCUCAUAUCCAUCUUGGUGACCUUUGGAAGCGCACUUCUCUCCGAAGAUGCCAUCCUUCGCCCCUGGGGCCCCCUCGCAGCAAUACUCCCUAUGGUCAAAAUAGGCUCAAAGAAGGGAGGCAAAGACAUAAUGCAAGACUCCGGCAGAUGAGGGCAAUUUGGGCAACAUGUAGUGGCUCUUUGUUUGUGCUCUCAGAGAUCGGAAGUUACUUUCAAGGAGAGAUCAUUAAUGAAUCAUGGCAACAUUUUCAAGAAUGGAUUAAAAGUGGCACGGUCCGAUCGACAUUUGCUACAAGCUCCCGACCCGGGACCGCAUCAUCGUCAAAGAGCAAACAGACCAGUGGUCCUUUGCCAUCUGCUCCGGCGUCAAAUGUGAGCUCUGAUAACAGCCACGACAUUAGACGCCAUGAUCCGGAGACGAUAACGGCUGCACACCGUCGCUAUCUUUUUACUCUCGUUCAAGCUCUUUUCCUCACCGACGUGCCAUUUACAAAAGCGCUGAGGUCUCUGCUCACCGGCAUCGAGCAUUUCAUCGCGCUUGUAGUGCGGCUGGAGAACAUACAGCGCAACAUGGACCUAGAAACAGACGAAGGGGUGUUCGACUCCUUAGUAGACUACGCAGGAGAGGAACGCGAAGUGUGGCAAGCACUUGGUGCUGCUCAAAUUGGCGUCGAAGGUGGGAUAAGAGACGUUGUCUCACGUCUUCGAGACAUCGACGAUAGCCGAUCCGGUGAAGGGCGGCAGUUGUUCGACAUGGUGAAGGACACAGGCGAUGACUGGUCCUAUCAGCCCAUGGGAGCUGAGCCCGGCCUCCACCACUAUGUCCCCCGAAAGGCAGCCGGUGUUGACCGGCUUUUGAUGAAAUUGGAAUUCGGCAAUGCUAAUGGAAGCAUUGGACCUGGUGCUGCAAUUACGAGCGAGAUUGUGGGCAUGGCAUAA